Dromaius novaehollandiae (emu) is the source of this 636-nucleotide messenger RNA. Its product is annotated as maestro heat-like repeat-containing protein family member 2B. The record is from RefSeq and is a predicted model, not a curated record. The annotation marks the transcript as partial. Gene Ontology annotation, cellular component: cytoplasm. The transcript has 6 exons. Lineage: Eukaryota; Metazoa; Chordata; Aves; Casuariiformes; Dromaiidae.
AUGGCCCUGCUGGAGGAAGACCUCAGCUCGGACUGGCUGUCGGAGAUGCUGCACGUGCUGGAGUACUGGCUCACCUCGGCCAAGGAGUGGGAGCGGGAGAGGGCCCUGCAGGCCUGCGCCCAGCUGCUGGGUGCUUUCGAGGAGCGAUUUGAGCUCACGGGAGAAACCUCUUUCGGGCCCUUUGGCUCCAUGGUGGGACUGCUGGCGCCUUUCACCUGCGACUCGCUGGCCACGUCCCGCCAGCGGGCAGGGGCCUGCCUCGGCCACCUCCUCCGCAUACAAGGCAAGACGCUGGAGACGGGGGCCGAGGAGGACGAGGUGCAGCCUUUGUGCCAGUGCCUGAGUGCCCCAGACGCCGAGGCUCUGCUCCAGGCUUCCUCCAGACUCAGAAAGAUCGUCUGCAAACACAUCCCGCCAGCGCAGGCCACGGACUUCCUCUCUGCCGCCCUGGACGGGAUGCUGUCGGCCAGGUCCGCGUGUGCUCAGGCAGCGGGCGAGUGGCUGCUCACCUUCCUGGAGACGUGCGGGGGACAGCUAUUCACGGAGGUGCCAGAAAUCCUGAGCAUCAUCUACAUCCGGAUGCCGACCAUGCAGCAGGACACCCUCCGACACUUCCUCUUGGAGGCGGUGUCCCUG